Racocetra fulgida is the source of this 125-nucleotide messenger RNA. NCBI's taxonomy places the organism in Eukaryota, Fungi, Glomeromycota, Glomeromycetes, Diversisporales, Gigasporaceae. The record is from the annotation of a GenBank genome assembly.
AAAAAAAGAAAAAAAUCAUACAAUUUACCUUUCAUAGGUUGCUUCAGGAGAUUGAUGAUCAUGUAACUGCACCUCGAUUGGUAGUUAUGCUGGAUCAGAUGAAGAGAUGGGGGGAUAACAGCUGA